AUGGACAUCCCCACCAUCUGCUUCGGAUUCACGCUCGGCUUCCUCACACUCACCGGUUCGUCCGUGUGCAAGCAGUCUCUCUCGGUCUAUAGACGCAAGGGCAAUGUCUGGAGUAUCUACUUGUUCAUGAUUUGGGCGGAGCUUCUUGUGAAUCUCACCUGGGCGAUUCUCGUGUGGCUUUUCCUACGAGGGGACAUCAAACCAAGUCUGGGCUUCUACCUCGGCCUUGUGAUGCUCUGGACCGUCCAGACACAGUGCCUGAUCCAGAUCAUCGCGAACCGCGUCUCGCUCGUCAUGACGGUCCGCGAGCAUGCGCGGCGGCUCAAGCUCGGUUUGCUCAUCGCGGUCGCCUUCAUCAACAUUUCUGUCUACUGCGUGUGGAUCCCCGCGCGCAUGGAAGUCAGCCCCACCUUCGUCCACGUCAACGAGAUCUGGGACCGCAUCGAGAAGGUGCUCUACCUCAUCAUCGACUUCGGCCUCAACGCCUACUUCCUGUGGCUGGUGAGGAGUAAGCUCAUCGACCGCGGUUUGACGAAGUAUAUGGAGCUUUUUCGGUUUAAUGCCGGGAUCGUGGUGAUUAGUAUUGCGAUGGAUGCCUUGAUUUUGGGUAUGAUGAGUCUGCCGAAUACUAUGGUAUACACACAAUUCCACCCCCUCGCCUACGUCGUCAAACUCAACAUCGAACUCAACAUGGCCGACCUCAUCUCCAAAGUCGUCCGCAAGAAAGACCGCACCGACCGCCCGCACGACCAUGACUCCUCGUCCAACCCGUCCAAGGGCACCGAACUCACCUCCAAAACGCGCACAAAUAACCGCUCCUCCUUCCACAAAGCUAGUGGCACCGUGUUCCAGAUCUCCUCGGCGAAGUCCCCACAGCCACAUCAGGAUCGGGAUCGUAAGAGAGAGGGCGACGAGGAGGUGUGCAGCGAGAGUAGCAGCGAGAGCGGCAUUAAUUUCGUGGUGCCCGAGCGCGGCAUUGUGAAGACGGUGAAGGUGGAGACGGUGGCUGAUGAGCGGGAUGCGGGGACCGGGAGGGAGAGGGAUGUCGAGAGGGGGAGUACGAGUAGUAGUACGGCGAGGCUGCAUGCGGGGGAGUAUGAUUAUCUGCCUAGGGGUUAUCGGUAG
Molecule: messenger RNA, 1125 nt
Organism: Trematosphaeria pertusa
Lineage: Eukaryota; Fungi; Ascomycota; Dothideomycetes; Pleosporales; Trematosphaeriaceae
Exons: 3
Coding region: 1-1125 (374 amino acids)
Source: RefSeq, a predicted model, not a curated record